AUGAAAGCAACAACAAUGGUGAAAAUCAUCAACAUCCUAGUCUUUGGAAGUUUACUCUACGGCCUCUCAUUUACUUUUGGCACAACAAACGUUGCCUCCAAAGAUGCGUCUUGUGAUUUGAAGACUCAGUGCCUGGUGAGUGAUCAUUGGCCUUGUAAUUGCAACCAUAAGGGACUGUGCAAUAAUUAUCAGGAGGGGGGGCUGAAAAACUAGAGUUAUCUAGCAAAAACUAAGACAGUACCCCCCUCCAUAACAAAAAAAAUUAGUUCUAACCCCCCUCUGUUAUGUUAAAGAUAACGUCGCACCCCCCUCCUCCCACCACCCACCCAGCCUCUUCUCUGAAAACACUGGUAAACUCAAAACUGGGCUGAGCUGCCAUCACAGCUUCAAUAAUGACAAACGUUAUUAUGUAACAUCUAGUAUCGAGAAGGAUGUUGAUCGCUUGAUUGAAGAUUUAGACAAAGCAUUUGCUAAGUACCGGGGUGCUUACUACAUUGGCUCAAAAUCUGAAACUUCUGAAGCCAGAAAGAGAAAGGAGCAGAGAAAAAAAUCAAAGAACAGGAGAUUGAACGCUUCAAAUAAAAACCGUAGUUACUAAAACCCGGAACGACCCCCACAACGACCCACAACGAUCCACAACGACCCACAACGAUCCCACAACGACCCACAACGAUCCACAACGAUCUUCAAACGACCGAGGACGAUCUCAAAACGACCCACAACGGUCCCACAACGAAAGAAACCACCCAAGAAAAAAAUAUCAAAAACUUAAGUUUUGAAUUUUUUCCAAAAAUUGAAAAGCAUACUGAAUAGCAAACAUAAUGACUCACAACUACCCAGAAUACCUUUGAUAGUCCGGUAACACAUUCAUAGGGUUGUCAAAAACAGGACAAAAUAAAUGGGUAAAUGCAGCUUUUCACGAGAAAGAAUCUCCAUUCAGAGACACAUUUGUAUGUCCGAUCGAUGUCUCUUCAGCCGACCAUCGAAUAAAGAUAUGCAUAAGACACAUGAAAAGUUUCAUCAGCUUUGUUCUCCGUAAACAUUUCUGCGCUAGCGAAGCGAACUGGGAUUGCAGUGUUAUGACAAUGACCAUCAAGACGGCAGAGAUCUCAUGUAUAUAUCUACCACGAGUUCCAUUGUACGUAAUUGCUUCCCUUUACAGGCAGAGACCUCAUGUAUAUUUGAAUGGUACGUUGACGUUAUUUAAAAUAGUGCUGGGCCGAUGGGUCAAAGGAGCAAAACCACGGCAAAGGCUGGAUUUUCAGUAUUUAUUAAAACAACGCGGUAGAACGUAGUAAUGUGGUAAUCUGAAGCUAAAAAUUGCGAAAUGAUACAAAAUUAGAAGGGAAUCCUUAGCUAGCGAAAAGACAGUCAAAUAAACGAAAACAAAUUGCAGAAAACUUACAUUUGUCCAGCCUCGUAAAAACACAGAGUUAAGAAACUCGCCAACUUAAAAACAUCUUCAUAAAAUCCUUGUUGAAAAACCUAGUACAUUCCGUGCCACACUUGAAGGAAAACGUAUUAUAUAACAAAAUCACAUGGGCGUAAAUUGCUCUCAAUCAGUUCCAGUUUAUGUAACGCAACGUUGUGGAUCGUCGUGGGUUGUUGUGGAUCGUUGUGGGAUCGUUGUGGGUCGUUGUGGAUCGUUGUGGGAUCGUUGUGGGUCGUUGUGGAUCGUUGUGGAUCGUUGUGGGUCGUUGUGGGUCGUUGUGGGUCGUUCCGGGUUUUAGUAACUACGAUGUAACGCAACGUUGUGGAUCGUCGUGGGUUGUUGUGGAUCGUUGUGGGAUCGUUGUGGGUCGUUGUGGAUCGUUGUGGGAUCGUUGUGGGUCGUUGUGGAUCGUUGUGGAUCGUUGUGGGUCGUUGUGGGUCGUUGUGGGUCGUUGUGGGUCGUUCCGGGUUUUAGUAACUACGUUCAAAUAACAGACGAAAAAGAGCUUGCAUUAUAUUUAGAUCCUUGGGAGGAGAGCCUGUUGAAUUUUGUUAUGACCCAGAUAUAUAUGGAAUUCAGCAAAUCGAUUCAGUCGAUGAAGAAACAUUACUUUUAUUCACAUCAAAAACCGACAAAGCUUGUCUACGAGAUCUGUUUGAUUCCCAUUGUUUUAUGGGGAAAGCUGAAAAAACAAGUUCAUGAUUUUUGCUUUAGUAGGAUCAACUCAAUUAAUAGAAGACGGGUUAAAAUUGAUCAGUUGUGAAUUUGCUUUUCAUUUUGAUGGAAUAUUUUCAAUAAUCGUUCAACGGCUGUUCGUAUUGAUACAGUGAAACCUGUAUUAAGCGGACACCCUCGGGGAAUGCUGUAGUGUCCGCUUAAUACAGGGUGUCCGCCUAAUACAGGCUUCGAUAGAUAACGUCAUAUGAGAUGUCAAAUGCCAUUCAAAUGAACAGUGGAAAUGUUAAGAAUACUCCCAGAGACUUUGACGAUAUACGUUUGCAUUAAUUUCUUUAUCAAAGUGGACCAAUUGGUCAUAGUACCAUAAACAUAGAUUGUAACUCAAAUUUGAAGAAAUCAGAUAAGUGAAACAAGCUCUAUAGAAAUAAAACGAAAUAGAAAACUACACUGUACUGCGAAACUUAUCAAAUAAGUUCGUCAAGUCACGUUUUUAAUGUACAAAUGGAAAAAGUUGUGGGUGGCAAUUCGAGGUAAUCUUUCGCAUUUCCGGUGUCUGGCAUGUUGGGUAGUGGAAUUUGAUUACAAGUGUCCGUUUAAUACAGGUUGGCAACUAUUUCAGGUACUUUUUAGGUGUCCGCGUCCGCUUAAUAGAGGUGUCCGCUUAAUAAAGGUUUCAUUUAAAGUAAAUAAGGGAAAUAAAUUUUGGGACUUCGGCUACUGUCCGCUUAAUAGAGGGUGUCCGCUUAAUACGGUGUCCGCUUAAUACAGGUUUCACUGUAUUUGUUACAGUCUAUCAUGAUGCUUGUAUUGAGAAUCUUUUAUUGCGUUUAAUUUUAUUUACAUUUCGAAUAAAACUUAAGGCCUCCCCUCCUUCGACAAAUGAUGAUUUUACUUUGAGCCCCCCCAUCUUGGCAGCAAUUUUAUGUAAUGCCCCCCCCUCUAGUUUUUCAGCUCCCCCUCCUGAUAAUUAUUGCACAGUCCCUAAAAGAACUGACAGUAGUCAGGGGGGGAUCUAGGGGAGGGUGCAGGAGGUACGCAAGUAUGUAAGUAUAGUAUGAACAAGUGAAAAAGUAUCCGAGAGACCCGUGCGGCGCACCUUCGGUAUGGUUUUCUUGCCGGCGCAAAAGCUAUCUGAUAUUGUAUGAACAUACCCUUAAUGUUUUGAUCCCUUCCGGUCCAGGUGCCUUCAACGGAAAAUAAUGCUUCUUUUGUGUUUAAGAAUGAUGCCGUUUCUUGCCUUAGUGGUGAAAGUUUACCAAACAAAAGUCAAGGUAAUUUCAGUUCAGUUUUUAAUACAUUACUUCCCUAUGAAGAAGAUACUUUAACAAUAAAGCUUGCUUCAAGAACUUUAUACAACUGACAGGAGCUCGAUUUUUUGGUUGUUGACGAUGUUAUUGUUUUGUUUUUUACUCUCUUGUGAUUCCUUCUUUAGUGGCGAAAGAGUUGGCAGAAUUAAAGAAAGAGGUACGUGUUUAAAAUUGUGUUUGACAACUUCUGCGAUCUCAUUAUUGUUGUUAGCCUGCGAACAGGCUUCCAAGUGGAACAGUCACCGAUCUGACCAAUCAGAUCAUGAUACUCAGAAUCUGGUAUCAUUUUUAGAUGGGCGGCAUCAAAAGUCUACAGGCUACCCCGCCUUUUUAUUAUCCCUUAGGCUACUCUCAGCUAGCUUCGCUCGCCGUAAUUUUUUUUUCGCCCGGCUUUACUCUUGAUAAAAUUGUAAAAUUUAAUUUUACUGAAAAAAAAAGUGGAUUGGGAUGUUAUUAGGCUACGGUUCGGGUACUGUACAGUACCGCAAAUGAUCCCCAACCGCAAGUCAUCCCGAGACCGCAAAUGAUCCCCAAAAUGGGCCGCAAAUGAUCCUCGACCGCAAGUGAUCCCUAAAGUCGACCGCAAAUGAUCCCGUGAAAACUAGAGGAAUGGAAUGGAUUUUAUGGGACUGAUUACAAAAAAGGACUGAUUAUAAAAAAAGAAUCCUUUUUCUCUCGCCUUUUAAAGAAAAAGGGAAGGAGGACGCUACAUCUCAGGUCAAUUUAUACAAGGUGAAAAAAAAAUUGAAUAAAUCUGAAAAGUAUGGUAUUAACCGUAUACUUCUUCCUUUGUCGAUUGCUUCAAUUUUUUUUGAAGAAUGUUUCGUCUUUUGAAAAAUUUAAGACAGGCAGGACGUUACGCCGAAAAAAUUCUAUUAUUUUAACGCCUAGAAGCUCAACUUUUCUACUGAGGAAUACAAAGCUGGGCACCCUCUACAUAACAAGACCUUUAUUGACUUUAGUGAUCUUUAUGAAAGCGUGAAAUUAAUCAGCCAGAAUAUUUAAUUUUGAUUUUUCUCUUAAGUGUUAAUUUUACGUGAUGAACAGCAAGACAUUUGUUCGUAGCUUAGGUGCCCGUUACGAAACAAGACAUGAUUUAACAUAAACACAAGACAAAAUGCCCCCGAACUUAUCAAUGUCCACAGGUUUCGGUUUAUUUCGAAAUAGCAAGUAGCAACUUUCUUACGGCUCAUGAACGUGUUGUGGAUAGUUAUAUUGGCGCUUUUAUGUAUAUUCAUUUGUUGUGCCUUUGCUGAAGGCAGUUACCAGGAAUCUAAACCUGGUAAUGAGAAACAAAGCCAGGUGAGCGGUACUUAUCGCGUGACAAAACAUCGUGGGAAACCGUCACAUUCACGGACUAAAAGAAAAUCGCUUAUGAUUAUUCGGAUCCAGGAGGCACUUUGGAGAAAAUUAAACAACCUAAAACCCUUAUUUAGCGGCAAUGAAGAGCCGACUGCAUUUCAAAAGAGGUCAAAGGAAAUGCUCUUGCAUCAAAGGGCAAAUCAUGCCGACCAGAAACAACAAUAAUCGCAGAAAAUGCAUAUCAUGACCUCUCAGUAUGAAAUAAGCGGCAAAAAUCACAUUUGCUUUGAAUGAUUUUUUUCAUUUAGUUUUUAGUCAUAUAUCUAUUUGAGAAGUAAAAUUUAGCUUUUAAUUUGACUUACUGUAAUAAUAAUAAAAUCGACACAAUGGUCCGAUAACUUGAGUCCAAGUCAUUCCUAUUUUUCUUUCGGGAUCAUUUGCGGUCGACUUUGGGGAUCACUUGCGGUCGAGGAUCAUUUGCGGUCCAUUUUGGGGAUUAUUUGCGGUCUCGGGAUCAUUUGCGGUUGGGGAUCAUUUGCGGUACUGUACAGUACUUCUUCUUCAGUCGCAUAGCGUGUAAAAUCUUCCGCUUUUUUCCCUAGCUCUGCCUCAACUGCUGAGCUACCGCGCCUUCCACUGUCCCCUUUUUUGUCUACAUCAGUACAAUUGACGUCAACUAUAUUAAAAACAGGAAACAUUUUCCAAAUUUGGUCAACGCCAACUGGUUAUUAAGAAUUAGUCGUGGAGUUUUAAGCCAGUCAGAAACGGAGAAAUAUUUUGAAUGAAUAUUAAAUGCCUAUUAGCCUGCAUGAUAUAUAAGGAGCGAGAUAUGUGAUCGUGAUGCGCACGUCCUCGAUCGUCAGCUACGCCUUUCUAAUAGGGACCUUACGAAACUACGACGGCGACGGCUAUUGCAACGUCAAAAAGUAAUAGGCUUAGUUAGCAAAACAACAACCCUGCGCGUGCAUCACGCUUUUUUGUACAUUUCUUUGCCGUCCCUGCACGACUACGACGUGAAAUGACCAAAUUUUUAAGUUGUUUUGAGGACGGGAACGACAAGGCGAUAAAUUCUAUCAUCUCUGUCUGAACUCGGGUGCGGCCCCGUCUCUUCAGCUCCAUCAUAAUUUCCCUUCUUUAAGUAACUAGGCGACUUGAGAUAGUCGCGAAAUGGUUUGAAAGGAUGCGGAGUCUAUUUUUCAGCGAGGUUUUCAUGGACGUCGUCGUUGUCGGAUCGUAAGGUCCCUAUUUUGUGCCCUACUGCAACGUAGGCUAAUAUCCUUCUCUCUAAAGCUAGUCAUUUCCUUGCUAAUAAUUCAAGUGCUUAGUCUUUAAUCUUAGUCAAACAUCUGUGCAAAAAAUGAUUACUAUUCUUUUUCUUUUGUCGAUCAUUUAUACUUUAUAACCAUUCUUUAUAAACUUUGUUAAUUAGUUAGUGGCUGGCUAGACUAGUCAGUAAGCCGACUACUUACUCGGGCUAAAAAGUUGUCUUGGCAAAUUAAGAGCAAAUAUAUCAGACUUUUUCCCCUUUAGGUUGCUUCACUAAAAGCCAAACUUGCUACAGCUGGUAAGCCCGGUGGUUUCGCCAUGCUUGACAGCAAUGGCCAUAUUCCUCAAAACCUUCUGGUAGCUGGUUAUGACAAACACUCAGCCUACGACCUAGCAUGGCAGUCCCUCCACAUGGCGGCUGCUGCUGCCUGCAGAGGAAGCACUCCCUCAGGGGGAACUGGAUGCUGUGGAAAUACCGUAUUGGUGAGGAAUACCGCUUCCGGAAGAACAUGCGCACAGAUUUGUGCCCUGAGUAAUACUCCCAAGUGCGACGCUGAGGUUUCUAUUUACGGAAAAGAAGGAAAGGCCAAAGGGAAUGGAGAAAGAGUGGGCUACUUUUACAACUACAAUUGUACCAAUAGGGGCUACGGAGGAAGUGAGGCGUCCAACUCGGAUGAUGCCGUCAUGAGUCCUCCAGCUGUUUAUUUCGGCUUCUGUUGCUGCCGAAAGUAA
This is a messenger RNA of Porites lobata, 6717 nucleotides long. Lineage: Eukaryota; Metazoa; Cnidaria; Anthozoa; Scleractinia; Poritidae. The record is from the annotation of a GenBank genome assembly.